AUGCAGGCUUUUCUCCGUCGAGGAGCUUCGCUGUUUGGCUCGACGCCAUCCGGCUCCCCCAAGGAGAGCGGGGAUUUCGAUGAAUUCCGCAAGGCGCCGUCACACGAUGUGUUGUUCCCCAAGGUCGACCCGGCUGUUGAUGGGGAGGAAUGCCUCCACGACUGUGCGUCGUGUACGGUGAAGUACCCCGCCAGGUUCGACGUGGACUACGAAGAUGAGCUCUACGGGCACGUCAACGGGUGGGCGACGCAUCUGCUCGUCGCGACCGGGAAGACAGACUGGGUGAGGGAUGUUGCGGACGAGAAGGGCAGCUUGAUGGAGGCGAUCGAGAAGGGGGGACUGGAGCCGAGCAAUGGGAAUCUGAAGCUGUCUGCGUCCAACAUGCCCGUGCCGGACGAGUAUCACCACCACGAGCCAGGCGAGCAGCCUACCAACGUCCUGAUCCUGCCCGCCUUCACGGUGGUGGAGCAGGUGACUCCGGCUCUUGCGCCCGACCUCAUCAAGUACUUUGUCAGCCGCGCGCCGACGACCACCACACCGCUCGGAAGCAUCCCGGAGCCCCUGACAGGACCAGAGGGCGAGGAGCAGCCCGCCCCAGUGGAUAUCAGCUCGCUGACUCCGCUGCGGUCCCGGCCCUGCGGCCAUGCAGCCGUGAUCCUUCUCUGCUCGCAGCGCACCCGGGACGCGCGCUGCGGGCAGUCCGCCCCGUUACUGCGGCGCGAGUUCGAGCGCCAUCUGCGGGCCCUGGAGCUGUACCGCGACUUGAACGAUGAGCGGCCUGGCGGCGUGGGCAUCUACUUCAUCAGCCACGUUGGGGGGCACAAGUACGCAGCGAAUGUGAUUGUUUACCGGCGGCGGGACUUUGAGUGGUAUCGCAAGGAGAAACCGGGGCAGGACGCGCAAGGGAAGACGACAGGCGAGGCAGACGAGGGCGCGGCGCAGGGCAUCUGGCUGGCGCGCGUGCGGCCGGAGGACUGCGAGAAUAUCGUCAAGUAUACGGUCCUGCAGGGGAAGGUGGUCAAACCUGGGCUGCAGCUUCGAGGCGGGUUUGAUCGCGAACGAGGGAAGAUUAGCUGGUAG
Aspergillus pseudoviridinutans is the source of this 1080-nucleotide messenger RNA. RefSeq names its product sucrase/ferredoxin-like domain-containing protein. NCBI's taxonomy places the organism in Eukaryota, Fungi, Ascomycota, Eurotiomycetes, Eurotiales, Aspergillaceae. The coding region runs from base 1 to 1080 and encodes 359 amino acids. The record is from RefSeq and is a predicted model, not a curated record. The transcript has 2 exons.